AAAUAAAUCUGGCAAAGACAGAGGAAAAGGAAAAAAAAUCUGAGGAAGUGUGCAAAUAAGAAAGGCGUUUAAGAAGAAUUGUCUCGCACGAUUCAAAACCCCAUAUUCUUAGUUUCUUUCACGCAACGAAUAACCCCCUUCACUCAUCCUCCCCAUCAAAAUCCUAACCUUCUGCUUUACAGAUCUCUAUCGUCCAGAAUAGAAUUUACAUUGUGGGUAUUGAAGCGUUUUUGAAGUCCAAUUCUGGGUUAUCGAGAAUUCGAAGCCUUUGUUUCUAUAAAAGGGGUUGGGAUUGGAAUACGAAGAGACCCAGAUGUGGGUUUGUUGCAGAUAUUCAUUUGGAGGAUCUCUGAUGGAAUUGGUACCUUUUCUAUGAUCUUGUGUCAAUCAAUUCGUGAGUUCUUUGGCAUUUAAUUUUGAGUUUAAUCUGAGUGGUAAUGCAGUAAAGUUAUCUGGGGAACUCAACAUUUGAUAGAUUUGGAGUCCUUUCUUUCCUCCAUGUCGGGGGGAACACCCGUAGCGGGUGGUUAUAUGAGGCAGAGGCAUAGCCAGGGAUAUGCUUCUAGUGGUGAUGAUAUUGAGGAUGAUGCAUGUUCGAGGUUUCAAGCUAUGUCGUUUCAUACUUCAAAGAGUCGGACGUGGGUUGAAGUUGUAGAGAAUGUCCUUUGGCUUGCUUCUGCUGCUUUCAUUGUAUACUAUGGCGAUAGGCAUUCCAAUAUGAUAAUUCUCUUGUGGCAUGAUGGCCGAAUAAGAAGACCUCCGUUAUACCUUGGAAUGGUGGCAAUCGGCUUGAAUAUUGUCAUAUUCAUUUACACGAGUAUGUCAGCUUGGAGUAUUAGAAGGUUUAAUGAAAAAUGGGAAGUAGCAAGCUUAUCAGUUUUACCAAUUGCAACACUUCUUGGGCUUAUCUCUUUUUGCUUGUUGUCAUUUGCUCUUUGGCCGAUAUGGGGUUUCCUGACCAUUCCUCUUCUGUUCACUUUGUUCAUGGCAUGCAUGGUUGUAUUUCCAAGUAUAAUUAUCAGGAAAUUCAGGCCUCAGAGUCCGCAGAGCGAUGUUCUUCGUACAGAUUAACUUUCGCUCGAUCCAAGUGAUGAUGCAUAGACGAAAAGAUUGAUUUUGAAGCACAGAUGAUUGGUUGAACUGGCUUGAUAUAAAAGAAGGUUCUGAUUUGGAUUGCAUGAUUCUCCAUUAGCCAACUUCCGUCUCUUCAGUCAAUUCGAAUACCGACCUUGCCAUAAUUACGCACGCUCAUGGUACAUCUGACCUUCACUAUUUUGGUAUGGCUACAACUGGAGCACCAUUCUUAUAUUGUUACAUCUUCUGUUGGCAAAGUCCAUUUACUUUGUUAUGUAGUUUAGUUGCCUCAUUUUUUUCAUUGGAAAGUAGGCGUGUGGCAUGCCUUAUUAUUCGUGUAGGUGAUUCGUUUCAUUUUAGCAUCUUCGCUCGCAACCUUAGCACAAGGAAAAGAAAGAAAACAAAAAAGUCUCAUUAGACAAUAUGUAGGACUGUAAAGUUUCGGAAAAUACUGUUUCAGUGAAGUUACUUGAAUGAAUGAUCUGCUGGGCCAUAUUUUUUUUGCUGA
Messenger RNA from Cucurbita maxima (winter squash), 1582 nucleotides. RefSeq lists its product as uncharacterized. The coding region runs from base 499 to 1071 and encodes 190 amino acids. NCBI's taxonomy places the organism in Eukaryota, Viridiplantae, Streptophyta, Magnoliopsida, Cucurbitales, Cucurbitaceae. The transcript has 4 exons. The record is from RefSeq and is a predicted model, not a curated record.